AGCAAUCGGUCGACUUCGCGUCGUUUGUUUUUUGAAAACCCCAGCGGCAUGACUUUUGGUUUAUCGUUGUUAGUUGGGUCUCUGUGUUUUGGAACUGAAACUUCUUGAGGUGAGACUCACAAGUGGUCGAGCCGCCUGUUGACCUUUUGCUUGUGCAAAUUAUUACAUUUUUGCAUAAUCUGUUGGCAACGUGCUAAGUUCAGAAGAGUGCAAAAAGAUAAAAUGAAAUGAGAUCAUGAUAACGUGAGAUGCUAUUUAUAAGCUCAAACACCAAAUAGCAAAGAUCCCGAGACCCAUAAUAAAGCAGAAAAAUAGUAUAUAAAACGAAUGGAAAGUGGAACUAAUCAUUGUGCUCAUAAUAAUACCUAUAACAAACUAUAGUUGGUUAUAAUAGAGUUGAAAAGAUGUGAUACAAAAUAAAUUAAAUUAAUUAUCUUUGGAUAAUUUGAUUGGGACUUAAACAAUAUAUCAGUGCUAGACUUUUGGGGAACUGGUCGCUCGGAAUUAAACGUAGACUUGCACUUGGACUUGGACAAUGAAGCCGCAUCCAGUGUUGCCCGUUUUGUUGUUGGCGCGGCUGCUGGUUUUGUUGUGAUUUGAUUUGGUGCCACUUGCCGGCCGAUCUUGUCUGCUUAGCCAGAAGUUUGCAGUUGGAGGGGCAGCGUUACAGUUCGGAAAAUCGGUCAAUGGAAACGGGCUUGUAAGCAGGUGCACCAAACAGACCCGGAGGCCAGGAGAGAUUGGAGCCGCAGGCAUGUCGCUUAAGAAAGAGACGCCCUCGGACGUGCAACUGCACAUGGCAGCAAUGAGGGGCGACGAGGUGGCUCUACUUCGAGUUCUGGACAGCGGAAAAGUCCAUGUGGAUUGCAAGGAUGAGGAUGGGACAACACCGCUUAUCUUGGCUGCUGCCGGAGGUCACACCUACUGCGUGAUGGAGCUCCUCGAUCAAGGGGCCGAUCCGAACUCGCGUCGUCUCACGGGCACCACGCCCCUUUUCUUUGCCGCCCAGGGCGGUCACCUGGACGUGGUGAAGAUCCUGAUGAAGGCGGGUGCCAAUGUGGACACGCCCUCCGCGGAUGGGGGCACGCCUCUUUUUGUUGCCGCCCAGGGCGGUCAUGUGAAGAUAGUGCGGGAGUUGUUGGACUGUGGAGCGAAUGUCAAUGCCCACAUGAAGGAUCGUGCCACUCCAGUGUUUAUAUCCGCCCAGAAUGGACACCGCACAGUGUUGUCGCUGCUAAUCCAGGCGGAUGCGGAGAUCGAUAUCAAGCGGAUAGACGGCGCCACACCCCUUUGGAUAGCCGCCCAGAUGGGCCAGGACCACAUCUGCAAGGUGCUGCUGCAGAAUGGGGCCAAUGUGGACACGGUGCGCUGCGAUGGCGCCACGCCGCUCUUCAAGGCGGCCCACAAGGGCCAUGCGGCCGUCAUCACCGUUUUGCUCAAGUACCGGCCCAAUCUUGGCCAGCUGCCCAAUGGAGAGUCGGCCCUGCAUGCCGCCGCCAUGUUUGGCCACAUGACCGUCUGCAAACAACUGGUGGCAGCCGGCAGCGAUGUCCUGCUGAAGAACCAGGACGGACUGACGGCCCUGCAGUUGGCACACCAACAGAAGUACACCUCCAUCUGUGAUUACCUCCAGGAGCGGAUCAGGACGAUGGUGGCACGCAGCGCCAAGGCAAUGGUCAGCUCCGGAGUUUCGUCCACGGUCAAGACGAUGUCGGCGUAAGGGGAUAUGGACUUUCGAGUGAAAACGCCUCCAAAGUACCUUUAUGCACUUGGCCUUUCUGCUUAUAUCCAAAAAAGAGCCGAGGGAAGAGGGUGUUCCCUCGGAUGCUGGGCAAUCAAAUGGGGGAAUCAAGAGAUAUAAUGUUUUGUAAAGCCAUUUGGAACGAGAUUUGAAUCAAGGAAAAAUAGGUCUACAUUUAAACGCAAGGGAAAGAGAUAAAACUCCGAUUUGUGUUGCCCAGUGUAACAGUUACACCUGCACAAAAAAUAAUCAUUACAAAAAUCCACUAGUAAAAACACGUCCAAGCUAAACUUAAUGGCCUCCCCCAAGGAAACCAAACUACUUAUUAAAUAAGCCGUAUCAUUCAUACUAAAAACCACUUGGAGCUUGUAUUUUGAAUUUAACAUAAACCAUAACAAUAAUGUUAACUAUAACAAUUACUAUAACAAUGUUAACAUGGACCCGAAAAGAGAAUGUUACAAUGCCCGCUGUACAUAACCAUAUAUAUAAACUUAUAUUUAAAUUAUACCUUAAAACUAUUUAUAGACCUACUGUACCCUAAGCAAUUGUUGACAAGUGCUUUAACUUUAAACGCCUUUUUGUCCUUAAAUUAGCAAUUAGUUAAACUCGAUGGUUUUCUGCUUAUUUCCCUGUAAAGUAGUUACGAUAAUUAAUUAAUUUCUUACUUUAUUAAAUUAUAAGUAUAGUCCACAUUUUUGCAAGUUUAAUAAAUUGACACACGAUUA
Drosophila rhopaloa is the source of this 2466-nucleotide messenger RNA. Its product is annotated as ankyrin repeat domain-containing protein 29. Gene Ontology annotation, molecular function: protein binding. The transcript has 5 exons. The record is from RefSeq and is a predicted model, not a curated record. Bases 755 to 1720 code for a protein of 321 amino acids. Lineage: Eukaryota; Metazoa; Arthropoda; Insecta; Diptera; Drosophilidae.